GGUUUCUGAGAACAGAGCGAUAAAACGGUGUCAGCAGGGAGUAUGGCUCUGCUUGCAGGGCAGAAGUGCAGGUAAAGUUUUCCAUAGCUACCCAAAACUGUUAAAAAAAAAGUGACUCCUAGACGCGUCCAACACUUUGUUUAAUGCACUAUCUAUCUCAAAGACCUCUUGCCGACAUAGUUUGCAGGCAGCCGGACUGCGCUGACACUGACAGCUGAGAAGUAAACAGCUCGGUGCUAAGCAGCUAACUGCGGCUAGCUCCGGUGGACCCGCCGCUAGCCGAACUGUUAAAACCAUCGACAGCUAGCUAGCUAACGUUAUUCGGCUAACUUGCGAGUGCCUGGUAUCUUACAUCACCACAACUCGACAGCACCCUCCCAUCGGAAUUUUUUUUAUUUUUUAUUAUUAUUAUUUUUGGAUCAGACUCCCCUACGAAGGAUUUCUACAACGGCACUUUCCAUUCAUGUUGUUUGGGAGGACGAGACUACCAAACCACCAAUUUUUGGAGCCAGGGAGCCGGUGUGUCGUCCCAGCAGAGACGGUGAAGUCACCAACCUUUACCCCACACAGAGAGGUGUCAACAUAAGGACAGGAUGCCUAUUCCUCCCCCUCCUCCCCCUCCAGGGCCCCCACCACCUCCGACUUUCCAUGAGGCGAACACUACUGCUCCCAAACUGAGCACAAAUGAGGCAAAAGGCAGAGGAGCACUGCUGUCAGACAUCUGCAAAGGCACCAAGCUAAAGAAGGUCGGCCAGAUCAGUGACCGGAGUGCUCCUGUUAUAGAGAAAUCAGGAGGAGGAGGUGGAGGUGGAGGAGGUGGUGGUGGUGGUGGAGGUGGUUUUGGAGGCGGAGGGCCAAUGGGAAUGGGUGGCCUUUUCCAAGGAGGUGUGCCAAAGUUACGCCCAGUUGGAGAUGGUCCUGCUGGUGGUUCAUUGGGCAGAUCCGCCUUACGGCCCCCAGGAUCCCGGUCAGCAGCACCUCGUCCCCCCACGGGCCGGUCCACCUCACCUUCCCCCGCCAACAAGGUUUCUCCACCAGAACACCCACGCUCGCACCGCCCCUCGCUGCCUGACAUCUCCCAGCCCCCCAGCAGUAGCAGCAACUCUUCCAGCGGGAUGAAGCACAGCACCUCUGCACCACCGCCUCCACCACCCUUUAACAGAGGUGGCCGUGGCAAUGCUCUGCCUACCCCGAACCAGAAAGCACCUCCGCCACCUUCCUCAUCAUCUUACAGCAGAGAGAAACCCCUUCCACCAACACCUGGCAGAGGUCCCGCCCCUCCUAGCACUACAAAACCUUUGUCCUCUAGCAGACCGCCAACCGGAGGCUCUUCUGGUCCUCCUCCCCCACCAUACAGACCGCACACAUCUGGUGGCGUUUCCAACGGGCCUGCUCAUGGAGAUGGGGGCGGAGCUCCAGAGCUUCCCCAGAGAAACAACUCCCUGCACAAAAAACACACAUCAGGAGGUAGCAGCCAAGGGCGCAGCCAUGCCCCGCCACCACCUCCAUCAUCAUCCUCCUCCUCUCAGCAGUCUAACAGACCACCCCCACCUGCCAGAGAUCCACCUGGACGCAGAACAGCUCCCCAGGUGCCCACUCCUGGGUCUCGUAAUGGUGGUCGGGAUGCUCCUCCUCCCCCACCCCCUUAUCGUGGCCACAGCUCAGAGUCCCAGAGCCGAGUGAACAAACCACCACCUCCUCCAUCCUCUUCCUCCAUCUCAUCUUCCUCUUCACGAACCCCAGCCGGACCCCCUCCUCCACCCCCACCCAUCCGAAAUGGUUACUCCUCCGGUUCUUCCUCUAAGUCCAUCAUAGAUGAUUUUGAAUCCAAGUUCAACUUUCACCCCAUUGAAGACCUUCCACCUCCAGAUGAGUACAGGCCCAUCAACAGGGUCUACCCCAGCAAAACCAACAGGGCCGUAAGAGGAGCUCCUCCAGCGCCGCCGGUGGGCAGGUGAACAGACCUCAGCUUGGGACUUGAACUGUUGUCGGUCAGGAGGGAGUGGUGAAGCACUCGAAUCAUAAACACACUACAUCACAAACACACUAACAUUAAACCACCAGCUGGAGGCACCAAGGUGAACACAAAGUAAACACUACUACACCACACAGGUUUGACACUACUCAGCGGUCUCUUUCAGUCUUUGCACGAGAGAACAGAAACCACUCUGACUGGGACCUCCUCGACAGCGACUCUGCUGGCACAGUGCAGAGACUUCUGUUUGACACAACAUAUCAGGACCAAACGCCGAACACUUCCAAAUCUCUGCAUUCCAUUUUUUUAUGCAUAUUCAUAAUAAUAAUAAUGAGAAUAGUUGUAAUUUUUCAGAAUAACUUUUUUUUUUUUUUUUUUUAAAUGUCAGCAUUAAUUUGUGGGGAUGAAGACUUGAGCAGAUAAACCCUCAAGUUUUCCCCUGAAAGUUUUUACUGCCACGCGUGUGGGGGCUUUUUGUUGGUUAUUAUUGGUUGAUUAGGUUUUGUCUUAAAUAGCCAUUCCAUCAGUGCCAGGUAAGGGUGUGCUUGAAUCAGCUCUCAGUUGUGCCAAAUGCAGGUGGAGUUGCAUGAGCAGUGAUGGCGGCCUCCACACACACACGUUCUGACAUUUAUGAUGAUUCUCUUUGAUUGUACAAAUCUUGCCUGUUUUUCUUUUUUUUUUUCAACAUUUGGGGGAUGGAGUGUUUCCUGCUUUUUGUUUUUAACCCUCGCCUAUUGUUAAUUUGGGGUUGUUCAUAUAUUUCCAUCUUCAGGUGAUAUUGCACAGCAGCUAAACUGCUAAACCGAGACACUGUGCAUGAUCCUGACGUAUGCACAUACAGCAUCAGGACGACAUCAUGUUGCUGCAAUGUAAAACUGAUUUGUCCCUGAUGUUUCUGACAAGCUGUAGUUCACAUAGCGAGCGUGUUUCUUCAGACUCACUGUGGGUUUCUGUGUGGGCCACAUCUUAAACACAACACUAAAUUAUUUGUUUACUGGACCGAGGUUUGCAGAGGAUUUUUUUUUUGGAGGAGUUUACAAGGAAUCAUCUCUCAAAUUUUGCAGGAAUCUUCAAGGGAAGUUGGUCUGAAAGCUCAACUCUGCUCUGAUUUGUGAUUUUUGCUGCUGGUGGUCCUUUGAAGAAGGACCCUGAGGCCAGAGAAAGGCGAUAUGUUUUUAUUGAAUUGCUAUGCAAGCAGCAGUUGUAGAGAUUGUAGAUGGUAGGAGCUAACCAAAAAAAUAAAUAAAUAAAAAAAAUGCAGGAACACUUAAGUGCCAGAGAACUGUUUGAGAACAGAUGGUGGUUCUUUACUUUUCUCCUCUCUGAAUCGUUAAGCUUCACUUUAAAACACUAAUGACGUCAUAUUCACGGUGUGUGCACUGCAGGAAAAGUGAAGUAAAAGAAAUGCUGGCUCAGGUCAGACUGUCCAUUCUCAGUGACGCAGCGCCUCCUGCUGGUCUUUGCCUUACACAAAUCUGUUGUCACUCAUUGGUACCAGCGAUUAGUUUUGUGGCGGGGGGGAUAUUGGGAAAAUGAUGACAACAAAGUAAAUAAAAAGAAACAAAUCUAUUUGAAAAUGCAAUAAAUAUUGUAUAUUUACUUUAAGGAAUAUGGUAAUCAUAGUUAUUGAUCUAUUUUUAUGUUGUAAAAAGCUUGUACUAUAGGAAAGGAAAAAUGAUUAAGAGUUCUAACAUUGUUCCCGUCAGUGAGCUUUGGUCUGACAGAGCGGACUUUUUGUUGCACUUCUCUGGACGUUUGGCCAUAAAGGGUGAAUGAGCUGAAUGGAUGGAUGUGAGGUUUUGCCAAUGAGCCAAAAUUUUCAGGAUCCGCUUUCUAAAAAUCAGAUCGGCAAGUACUUUAGUGAAGGUGGUGAGUGGCGGUGACUACACGUGCAAGGGAAAAUAGAUAAAUGAAUUGACCAGCACUUCCUUUUUCUGGACGUACAGUCACCUCGACACACAGGUGACUCAUCUGGGUUUAUCAUGUUCUCACCAUGUUCACUCUUAAGAGCAAAAAGCCUGUGGUUAUUUCAUGUUAUCAGCCAUGUUUUUAUCAUUUGAAAUAAUUUCAAAUAAAUAUAUUCCUGUUCGGGGGAAAAGGG
Archocentrus centrarchus (flier cichlid) is the source of this 4076-nucleotide messenger RNA. RefSeq names its product WAS/WASL interacting protein family, member 2a (gene wipf2a). The transcript has 8 exons. The record is from RefSeq and is a predicted model, not a curated record. Gene Ontology annotation, molecular function: actin binding. NCBI's taxonomy places the organism in Eukaryota, Metazoa, Chordata, Actinopteri, Cichliformes, Cichlidae. Bases 594 to 1958 code for a protein of 454 amino acids.